Cannabis sativa is the source of this 4733-nucleotide messenger RNA. RefSeq names its product tRNA(adenine(34)) deaminase, chloroplastic. Gene Ontology annotation, biological process: tRNA wobble adenosine to inosine editing. The record is from RefSeq and is a predicted model, not a curated record. Lineage: Eukaryota; Viridiplantae; Streptophyta; Magnoliopsida; Rosales; Cannabaceae. Gene Ontology annotation, molecular function: tRNA-specific adenosine deaminase activity. The transcript is spliced from 6 exons. Gene Ontology annotation, cellular component: chloroplast. The coding region runs from base 655 to 4611 and encodes 1318 amino acids.
AGUUUGAGGUAAAAUAGAUAAAAUAUUAUUUUGGUAGGGUAUUUUAAUAAAAAAAAAAUAAAGAAGAGUGGUCUUAGUAUCAAUAAAGUUUGUGGAGAUGGAGAUUGAGAGGAUUAAAUGGAACGAGGAAGGGCCAUGGGAAUGGAAAAGUAUUUUGAAGCUCUGAGCUAAAUACAUUUUUAGCUAUUAUAAUAGGUCACUUGUGUUGGUGUGACUGUGAGUGCAGCCCUACCCAUUUCAAACUCCACUCAGAAAUUACCUCGAUUACCAUUCUCAUCUCUCUCCUCUCUUCGAUGUUUACCUGCGGGGAUACUAGAUGAGCAUCUUCACUUAGAUUUCCAAAUCGAACAAUGGUAGCCGAGUUAUGAGCCUCUGCUCUCAAACUACUCCUCCUACCCUCGAUCUUCCGGCAAACUACUCGCAACAAGUUGCAGAAACAAGGGUUCCUAGAGAACUAGAGAUAUCUCUCUUUUCCUCCCUCUAAUUCUCUUCUCCAGAUUACUGGAAAAUGCCUUCCACAUAUCCUGCAACUGCAACAUUUGGAGGAUUCGAUUCUUGAAGGCUGCCAUGGGAUUGAUGAUUUUGAGCUUUCGUCUCCCUUCAAACUAAAGGGUCACUGAUUUUCUCAGUUAAUCUCGUUACAGACAAAUAAUUAUGCACCACAGUUAUAUCAGCUCAACUGUAUAUGGUCUUAGAACUAAAGGGUCUCUUUCGUUUUCCUUCAAUGACUACUCCAACUUACUUAAUGAAAGAAUUGAUAGAAACCCAAUUCAUAAUGUUUCAUCAGCAUCAUCAUGUUCCCAAUGUUGUUCAUGCUGUGCAUUUUCGACGCAGAAAGUUCCCAUAAAUUUAAGCUGUUUAUAUGGGCUGCGGCAAUCUUCGCUACUCCAACGAUCAGCUUAUAGGAAGUUGGUCUUGGGUGGUGGACAACGAUAUUGUUGCUAUUAUCCUCCUUAUAAUCUUGACAGGGGGUGUUAUGUCAGUUCUUGCUCUGUCAAGGCGAGGAGUGUUUAUAAUUACACCAGUAGGAGAAGUAGGGGAAGAUGUUGUUGCAUGGUGCAGAAUGGAGAUAGUGAGGCUUAUGAUUUGAGCUGUCUCGAUGAGGCCGAGGCAUUGCUCAGCUUGCUGUGUGAGGAAGUUGAUGAGGAUUAUGUUGGUGGUAGGAGGAGAAAUUGGAGGUCCUAUAAGACAGUUGAAGCUAAGGGUAAAGGUUUUAGUGGUAGAGAGAGUAAUUUAAGAUUAUCUGACAGGUUACAACUGAAAAAGAAAGGAAAUGAUGGUAGCAUUUGUAGUUGCGAGAAGAAGAAAAAUGGUGGGCAGAGAUCAUUGGAAGGUAAUAAGAAUCAUGGUCUUGAAUCAGUCACAACUGAGUUGCGGGAAGAAGAGUUGAGGAGGAAGAAUGAAAAUGGAGCUAGUUUGAGAGGCAACACUAGUAGGUUAAGAAAAGAAGCUUCUAGUUGUUCAUCUUAUUAUUCGUUUUCAUCUUCAGGGGAUUUUGAUGAUGAGACUGAAGUUCAUGAUAAGCAUACUCUCUUAGCAGAGGAUUCUUUAUCUGGCAAUGAGGACUUGGAAGUGAAAGGUGAAGGAAGAUUCAAUGGCCAGGUGGAAGAGAGAUAUAGGAGGCGUGUAGAUGAUAUAGAUGUCCAUGGAGAAACAUCAAAACAGAAGAAUUUGUCAAUAUCAGGUGGUGUUGACUGGGAUUGGAGGAAGAAAUUGGAGAAGCCUAGUGAUAGAUUGGGUCAAGACACACAACAUGGCGGGGAAUCCUCAGAAAGGCAUAAUAGAAGAUUGAGAAACUAUGAAGGUCUUCAUGAAAAUGCCUCCAGUUCAUAUAAGCAAUUCAAUGAUGAGGAGAUUUCAACUUUGGCAGUGAAUUUGGGCAGGGAUUCACGAAGACAUUAUGCUCAAGGUGGGAACCAAACAGCUGAAGUGUCUACAUCUAGAAGGAAAUUAUCACAGAAAGAAAUUUCAGAAAUCUGCAGAGAUGAUGUCAAAACAACUUCACAGUCUCGGAGGAGACCAAGUAGCAUGGAGGGAAAUGUAGAUAUAGAUUUGAAUUUUGUAGGAGAAGCAAAAGAUGAGCGGCAAAAAACAGUUGUCCAAUCAGCUGAAAAAGAUGAUUUGAGGAAAACUCAGCAAUUUGGUAAAAGUUCAGAAGUUCAAGAUUAUAAUUCUGAAGUGACCUCUGUCCAGCAGAGCCGUUCUGAAAUUUGCAUAGGUGUUGAAAAGAAUAGAACAAAUGUUUUAAGUUCACUUCGAGCAAGGGAGCAACCGUAUCGUCAAACAAGUCAACAAGCUAAUGGAAGAGGAAAAUCCCAACUAGCCUCUGAUAUAUCAGAAGUUUAUAAUAGUAAUAUUGAGAAAACUUCAAUCAAGCAGUCUGAAUCUAGUAUUUCAAAUCAGGUGGAAAACAUAAACUUGGUUUACAAUUCGCAUCCAGGAUCUAUGGAGCGGUGUCCAAGUCAAAAAUGUACUCAACAAGCUCAAUCAGGUAGAGGGUCUUAUGAUGCAAAUGACGUAGAUAUGGCACGUGCCAGUAAAACAGAGAGAGUCAUUGAUUCUCAUAGAAUUUCUGAAAGGAAGGCACAUCAAGAAAGUAAUACAAUAACAUUGGUUGGUAAAACAAGAGAAGGGAACAACCAAACUAAUGAAAAGCUCCAGCACGCCAAAACAAGAUUGGAGUUGGCAGAGGCUUCUACGUCUCAAGAAUUGUUUGAUUUGGAUACUCUGACUAGAAUGCGAAAGGAUGAUGCAGAAGAGGGGGUUCGUAGAAGCUCACAGACAUUGUUAAUGCCUCCCCCAUCUCAGUUGUUAUCUAGAAGCUCGCACGACGAUGACCUGACCAGUGAAGUUCAAAGGCAAAAGUUUUCCAGCAUAACUUCAGAAAGUGGUCCCAGUUUGUUGCAUGCUGAUUCCAGAAAACAACCUUUAGCUUUACACCAUGAAUCAUAUAAAAGAAACAAAAGGACCGAGAGUCAUGGGGAGCCUCUACUUCACGCCAACCCCGAAGAUUCUCUGGGUUCAGCUGAUCGCUUACAGCAAUCCUCCACUCACUUUGUUGGAGAGUUCAUUGAGCAGGUAAGGCAAGAAGUUUCGGUUUCUGGAACUCAGAAUGUGAGGAAUGAUUCUGAAACAAGAUUUGCCUCUGAAGAUGAUAAUAAAAGUCAAAAGAGCUCAACUCAUUAUAGCUCUCAAGACUUCCAAAUGAAAGAGCAAGAAUCUGGUAGUUCAGGAACCAAGGGCCCAUCAGAUGAGAUGUGGGAUGUUACCGACCCAUCUUUUAUCAAGAACCCAAAGGAGGAUGGAGAGACAAGUGCAACUGCUGAAAACGCCGAUGUAAAAAGAAGUGGCAGGUCCUUGUGGAAUAUUAUAGGAGAUAUAGUCUUACUGAGAUGGGGUUCACGUCCUGAAACCCCUAGUUCUGCUACAAGGUCUCGUCGAAAGACUUCAUCAAACGAAUCUGCUGGUAGUGAAUCAUACUUUUCUACCCAUGAACCUGAACAGAGUAAAGAUAAGCAUGAAAGGGACAAAGGCUUGCAACCAGAAAUCACAACUGAUCGGCUGCAAGUAACUAGAUUGUCCAGUCCAGGUCAAGAAAAUGAAUCGGACAUGUUGGGAUUGACAGAUCAGAUAAGAAUUAAUGAAGUAGCACCAUCAUCAUCUUCACCGAAAACGAUUAAAAGGGGGUCAACAUUAAAAGGAAUUUCUUUAUCUGUAGAUGGAAAUCUAGGUUGGAAUGAAGAUGAUAAGAGUUUUCAAGUUUCCCCUGAGAUGGAAAUAGUGGAAUCUUCCUCACAAGCUACUGCUAGAGGUGAAAGUUCCAAAAGCAGUUUGGGGGAGCAGGUGGAGCAACAAGAGUUAGUUAAGUCGGCUGAACUAUCAGGAGUUGAAGGAAGUGGUGGAGAGCUGAAAAGAAGAAAGCUUCAGCGGAAUAAACAAGUACCAAAGGAUAGAUUUGACGAAUGGGAAGAAGCAUUUAUACUUGAAAGUGAUCAACGAAAAAUUGAUGAAACGUUUAUGAGAGAAGCGCUUUUAGAAGCUAAGAAGGCUGCUGAUACAUGGGAGGUGCCUGUUGGUGCUGUACUGGUGCAAGAUGGGAAGAUCAUUGCUCGUGGUCACAACCUAGUGGAAGAGUUAAGGGACUCCACUGCCCAUGCUGAAAUGAUUUGCAUACGAGAGGCAUCAAACCAACUUCGAUCAUGGAGGCUUGCGGGCACUACCCUAUACGUAACACUAGAACCAUGUCCCAUGUGCGCUGGAGCAAUACUUCAAGCAAGAAUUAACACUCUUGUAUGGGGAGCUCCAAAUAAGCUUCUUGGUGCUGAUGGCAGCUGGAUAAAGCUUUUCCCCGGUGGUGAUGGAGAAAACAACUUGGGAGCAUCAGAUAAGCCAACUCCUCCUGUUCACCCAUUUCACCCAAAUAUGAAUAUUCGACGGGGUAUACUGGCAUCUGAGUGUGCAGAUGCUAUGCAGCAAUUCUUUCAGUUGAGGCGGAAAAAGAAGGAAAAGGAGGAGGAGGAAACACCGCCAACUUCUCGGCUUUCUAGUUCCCAUCCAUCAAAGCUACUUAAAAAGAUGCAUGAAGUCUUCCACAUGACGUUCUGUUUGUGAGAAUGAAAGAACAAGCCCUCCAUUUUCUUCUCAAUCUUGAUGUUCGGUAGUGUUAGACGGCCUAUAAGCUUAACAUACUCUAGGAUCAAGAAAGGAUGAGAAAAAUCUAAUGCUUUUUGUUA